AUGCAGUUCACUGACGAAGAAGCGGAGGACGUGAAGAACUGGGUGGUUAAAAGGCUGGAGGAUAUCUCGGAUGCCGACUCCGAUGUUCUGGCGGAUUACGUGCUUGCGCUCAUUAGGACAGAUGCGCCGGAUGACGAAAUCAAACAGACCUCCGUCGAGAACUUGGAGGACUUCCUGAGAGAAAACACUCAAACGUUUGUGGACGAGCUCUUCGCCUCCUUUAGCCCGAAGCCAGCUGCUCCAGCGGCAGUUCCUCAAGCUCAGCCUCCCGUCCCCGUGCCACAGGCGCAACCGGUCUUCAAUGCUCCCACCGGCCCCAAGGGUGAAUUCUACAACCGGAAGCGGACGUACAAUGAGGGAUUCCAAGGCGAGGAAGAUAGUGGGAAUGGCGUGCCGCAGAACCGUGCUUUGAAGACUCCGCGCCGCGGGCGUGGUGGCCGUGGUGACUGGCUGGGCCGAGAUGGGCGCCAUGCACAGGGUGGGCAGCAAUAUCUACAGGGUCAGCCUGGCAGCUUCUCCAACCCUAUGAUGCCUGGAUUCCCGCCAUUUGAUCCGAAUGAUCCGAUGGCGGCGAUGAUGGCGAUGCAGGGCAUGCAGGGCAUGGGUUUCCCCCAGAUGCCCGGGAUGCCUGGCAUGCCUGGUGCUCCUGGUCAGCCCGGUGCUGAGCAGCUGGCAGCAGUGAACCAGCGCUGCCCAUUCUACGACACUCAGGGUAUCUGCUACCUGGGCGCGACUUGUCCGUACCAGCACGGUGAUGCCGGGCCUAAGGAAGAGUAUGACCCGAAGACCGCAUCACUUGGGACGGGCGCUCAGCGAGGAGAAGGUGGCCCUUCACGCGGUGAUCGUGAUCGCGGCCGCGGCCGUGGGCGCGGUGGGUUCAACGCACGAGGACGUGGCGGCCGGUCCGACUUCUCGUCCGCUGGACCUAACGAGGACCAAUCGAUUACGACGAUUGUCGUCGAGCAAAUUCCUGAUGACAAGUUCUCCGACGAGGCAGUGCGCGAAUUCUUCUCGCAAUUCGGCAACAUUGUAGAGGUGACGCUGCAGCCCUAUAAGAGGCUCGCGCUAGUCAAGUUUGAAACCUACGCCGAGGCUAAACAGGCCUGGGCUAGCCCAAAGGUGAUCUUCGAUAACCGCUUCGUCAAGGUCUACUGGCACAAGCCCAAGCGGGAUGAUAAGAACGGCGAGUCUCAACCUGCGACCCCUGUAUUCAAUCAGGACGAGUUUGAAAAGCAACAGGAGGAAGCGCAGAAGGCCCACGAAGAAAGAUUGAAAAAGCGCCAAGAGGCCGAAGAGGCCAAACAGGCCCUGGAGCGCCAGCGUGCUGAGCUCUUGAAGAAACACCAAGAAGAAAAGGCGCGUCUACUGCAGCGUAUCGGCGGUGGCGUGCCGGAGCCUAGCAAUGGUGCCGGCGAAGCUGAUAGUCAGUCCGGCGAGACUACCCCUGCCCCGGAUGAGAACGUGAGCGACGAGACGAAGAAACUGCGUGCGCAGCUGGCUGCUCUGGAGGCGGAGGCAAAGACACUCGGAAUUGAUCCCUCUAACCAUGCCGGUCGAGGCGGCUAUCGUGGUCGUGGGGACUUCCGUGGCCGUGGCGGAUACCGUGGACGUGGAGGGUAUGAUCCUUCAUACCGUGGGGGAUAUCGCGGCCGAGGUGGCUUUUCGCCUCGUGGCCGAGGAGGCGUUUUGCGCCUAGACAACCGACCACGACGAGUCGCUGUCUCGGGCGUUGAGGCUGGUUCGGAUAAUGACGAGGCUCUGCGGCAGCAUCUGAUUGGCAUUGGCGAGUACGAGUCCGUCGAGCCCAACCCCGACCAACCGGGCUCCGUGAUUGUGGCUUUCAAGGAGCGCUACCAAGCUGAGAAGUUCAUGUUCAGCCCCUGGAAUGCUCCCUCCGCAGGUGAGGUCCAAAAAUCUUGGGUCCCCAACCCGCCUAUUACCGUCACCCCCACUGCGGUACCCACGGAGAAGAAUGGCCCCGGAUAUGAUGAUCAGGACAUGGUCAUCGACUCUACACCAGCUCCCCAUGCGCCGGCGCCGGAGCACAUGCCGCAGCGGGAAAUGGACUACGAUGUGGCGGAGGAAGACAGCUGGGGCGCAUAG
Penicillium canariense is the source of this 2103-nucleotide messenger RNA. Its product is annotated as CCCH zinc finger and RRM domain protein. Gene Ontology annotation, cellular component: nucleus. The coding region runs from base 1 to 2103 and encodes 700 amino acids. Gene Ontology annotation, molecular function: RNA binding; metal ion binding. Gene Ontology annotation, biological process: mRNA processing. The transcript has 4 exons. The record is from RefSeq and is a predicted model, not a curated record. Lineage: Eukaryota; Fungi; Ascomycota; Eurotiomycetes; Eurotiales; Aspergillaceae.